CACCGCCGCCACCAUGAACCGCCUUGGCUCCGGGCCCGUGGGCAGCGCCGCCGCCGCCGCCGCCGGGCAAUACCGGGUGUGCGGCAAUUGCCGGAAGGUGCCGAGACAGGAAAAGAGAGUACAAGUCUCCCCACCAUUGACAAGAGGACCAAGUGCCUUUAUACCAGAGAAUGAAGUUAUGCAAGCAAAUGGUUUGGAUGAACGUACUAAUCUUCUUGUGGAAGAAUAUUCUACGUCUGGUCGCCUGGACAACAUCACACAGGUCAUGAGUAUCCAUACUCAGUACCUGGAGUCUUUCCUCCGCAGCCAGUUCUAUAUGCUGCGCAUGGAUGGGCCCCUUCCUUUGCCCUAUAGGCACUACAUUGCUAUAAUGGCUGCUGCCAGACAUCAGUGUUCCUACCUAAUAAAUAUGCACGUUGAUGAGUUUCUAAAGACUGGUGGGAUUGCAGAGUGGUUGAAUGGUUUGGAAUACAUUCCCCAAAGACUGAAAAAUCUGAACGAAAUAAACAAACUCCUUGCACACCGGCCCUGGCUAAUCACAAAAGAGCACAUUCAGAAACUUGUCAAGACUGGGGAAAAUAAUUGGUCUCUUCCUGAACUGGUGCAUGCUGUUGUCCUGUUGGCACAUUAUCAUGCCUUGGCAAGUUUUGUAUUUGGUAGUGGCAUUAAUCCAGAGAGAGAUCCGGAUACAUCUAAUGGAGUCAGACUUAUAGCAGUCAACAACUUCUGUGUCUGUGAUCUUGCCAAUGACAACAACAUAGAAAAUGCAUCCCUCACAAGUAGCAACUUUGGGAAUGUCAUGGUGUUUUUGCAGAUUGCAGAUUCUUUAAGUGAGCUGGAGGCUUUGAUGGAAAGGAUGAAGAGACUACAAGAAGAUAAAGAGGAUGAAGAAGCCUCUCAGGAAGAAAUGGCAACUCGCUUUGAAAAGGAGAAGAAGGAGAGUCUGCUAGUAAUUAGUGGAGCAUUUGAUGAUGAAAUAGUUUCUACAGAUGUCUCUCGUUAUAUUGAAGAUCCUGGGUUUGGGUACAAAGACUUUGCAAGGCGAGGAGAAGACCAUCUGCCAACAUUCAGAGCUCAGGACUAUACUUGGGAGAAUCAUGGCUUUUCCCUUGUAAACAGGCUUUAUUCUGAUAUUGGGCAUCUUCUGGACGAGAAAUUUCGGAUGGUAUAUAACCUCACAUAUAACACUAUGGCAACACAUGAAGAUGUUGAUACAACGAUGCUAAGAAGAGCUUUAUUUAACUAUGUCCACUGUAUGUAUGGAAUCAGGUAUGAUGACUAUGAUUAUGGGGAAGUUAAUCAGCUACUUGAACGCAGCCUGAAGGUUUACAUAAAGACAGUGACCUGCUACCCAGAGAGAACUACCAAGCGCAUGUACGAUAGUUACUGGCGUCAGUUCAAGCACUCAGAGAAGGUUCAUGUCAAUCUACUUCUAAUGGAAGCUCGGAUGCAAGCCGAACUUCUGUAUGCCCUUCGUGCCAUAACUCGUCACUUAACCUGAAGGAUUUGCUGGGCAGGAGUAAAGAAGUUUUUACUAAGUAUGUAAAGACCUUUUGAAAUAGAUACACACCAGAAGCUGUUUGUGAUGUAGCAUCAGGUUAUUCAAUUCUCUAGUGUCAAAGUUUAGCCGUGCUUCUUGGCGGCUGUAAUGUGCAAUGACGUGUUUUAUUUUCUUGAUGCUUAACAUUACUAAUGAUAACAAAAGUAACACUGAGGAGCACUACUCUGCAUUGUUUCCGCCUGGAUUUCUGCGCAGUGGUCAGGAUCCUGAAACUGUUUUUAUUAUAUCCAAUCCUAGCGCUUUGCUCUUUAAGCACUGGAGUGAAGUGCUUAGAGACUUCUUUUUCCAAGCAAUCAUGUUUCAGAUUAGUGGAGUCCAGCAGAAGAUCAGUUCUGCCUGUCCUGAGAACGUACCACCAUGUCGUGACUCAUGACAGAGACACGCGGGCUGUGUUGCAUUGAAAUGCCCACUGGAUUCUUCUGUGUCUCCCGGAGACUGCUGCCAGUCACUGUCUUACUACAGCAAUUGGAGGUGAUGCGAGAUGUGGAUGCAAACAUCGAGCACACUUUAAUGUGAAAUUAAUCUUGAUAAAUCCUACAGCAUGCUACUGAAGUGCGAAAUUCAUCUGCUUUGUCAUGCCCCUUCCCAAGAGAAGAGGCCUCAUGAUUUGCCAUUUCAGUCACACUUACUGUGUUUCAAUCAUGCAUAAUCUUGUUUUACUGACAGUCACCCUCAGUUGUCCUGACAAUAUCCAUGCUCAUCACAUGUUGCAAUUUUUUUAGUUGGCACCUAUAAAAUUAAUACGCAGGCUGACCAAAAAUAGGGUUGUGGGGUUUUUUGCACUCUCUCCUUUAUCAAUGUUGUAACUAAGGAAAGUAAAGGAAGGCUAGCAUAUCUGUUCUUUCAUAUUGGAUGUAUAGAAAUUUACUUCCCAUAACUUUUUCAUAGCAUGAAAUUGUAAUAUUCAAAGUUUAAAAAGUUUCUAUGCAUUAGUGUGAGUGAACAAAAGAAAAGUGCAAUAUUUAAAAAGAAAGCAAGCUUUUUUCCCUGACAUGCCACUGCUAAAGUGUCCUUCUUAUAUAGCCAUAAAGAAAUUUUAAAACCAAAUUUCUUUAUUGUCUAAGGCCUAGCAGUUUUGUUUUAGCUUUUACGGCUUAAGACAACCUGAUACUGAGAUGCCAAAGCAUCCCCAAAACAAAGCAUUUUUGGACAACCAGUAAUAUUGGGGAAGGGAAGAAAUAAGCUGCCAAAAAUGUCACACUUUUGUGCUGGUUUUUGUUGCUUUUGACUAAUUUUAAGAGCACAAAAUGUUGAUAUUUAUAGCUUUAUUUUGUAUUGCAUUAAUGAACCAGUGAAGUGCCUAAAGAGAUGCUUAAACUUACCCAGUAGAACACAAGUUGUCACUGCUUCAACUUUUUUCUGUUGGUUUGGACUUUUCAUAUUUCUUUUGAGGAGGGUGACCUUUAUUUCUGUGGCAUACAUUCAAAACUAACUAGUCAGGUUUGUUUUUAAUGUUCCAUUGGAUUGUAGAAAUUAAUACCGAAUUUUUUUUCAUUAGUGAUUGCAGAAUAGUUAAAAAAA
Molecule: messenger RNA, 3082 nt
Organism: Corapipo altera (White-ruffed manakin)
Lineage: Eukaryota; Metazoa; Chordata; Aves; Passeriformes; Pipridae
Gene: SESN3
Product: sestrin 3
Exons: 10
Coding region: 14-1501 (495 amino acids)
Biological process (GO): regulation of response to reactive oxygen species; cellular response to L-leucine; cellular response to leucine starvation
Cellular component (GO): nucleus
Molecular function (GO): oxidoreductase activity, acting on peroxide as acceptor; L-leucine binding
Source: RefSeq, a predicted model, not a curated record